This is a messenger RNA of Vanessa tameamea, 1102 nucleotides long. RefSeq names its product 40-kDa huntingtin-associated protein (gene Hap40). The transcript is spliced from 6 exons. Gene Ontology annotation, cellular component: early endosome. NCBI's taxonomy places the organism in Eukaryota, Metazoa, Arthropoda, Insecta, Lepidoptera, Nymphalidae. Gene Ontology annotation, biological process: vesicle cytoskeletal trafficking. Gene Ontology annotation, molecular function: protein binding. The record is from RefSeq and is a predicted model, not a curated record. The coding region runs from base 96 to 983 and encodes 295 amino acids.
AGUUCGUAAUUUGUUGCACAAAAUACGAAUUACUGCCAAUAGUUGAUUAGAUUUUAGCGAUUAUAUCUUGAGAACUAACGAUACGCAAUAUUAUAAUGGCUACAGAUUUAAGUGCUAGUUUUAAUGAACAAUACAUCAAUAUUAAUACGAAGCUGAAAAAGAGGUUCAUGCGUAAGCCAAAUAUAUCUGAGGCUACAAAUGAAUUCAUAGCUCUGGCGAUACAAUGUGAACACUUAGAGCAGCCAGCGUUUGCUGGUCAAACGUACAUUGGAGCGGCAAAGUGUGAAGCAUCAGCAGGAAAUUUCCUGGGAGAAGCUGAACAGUAUGUUGCCGCAGCUAGACAAUUUAUGAAAGCUGAAAAAAAACUAGCAGCCUUGAAAUUCUACAGUCCAGAUAGAGAGAACUUGGAGGCAGCUAUAGGUUGCUAUAUGCAAGCUCUAACCAAAUAUCCAGCAAAGUCUGCCAUCCGCACAUCAAUACUAUUAGAAUUGGCUAAUGAGCUCAUAGAACUGGACCAUAAACAUGAGGCCUUGGCGUAUUAUGAGCAAGCAGUUGAUAUAAUUGAAGACAGCACAAUGAAAUUAAUGUGCAUGAGGAAUUUAGUGAACUUACUCAUCAAGUGUGGAAAAUAUGAUAUAGCACUGGAGACUGCAAACAAAGUUUGCGAUUCUAAUAUUUACAUCCCUGAUGGUAUUUUGACAGAGCUACAAGUCAGCAGAGUUCUUUUGGUCCUUUUAGUGGAUCCUGACAAAGAUACAAAAUCUGUAUCAUUAAAACAAAUGUUGGAUAAUUUGCUGUAUGAUGAAGAUAGUGAUGCCAUUCCAUUCAACAUUGAUUUAAGGUUAAAACUACAGUCUAUUAUUAUCUCCAGCAGCUGUAUGGAUCAACAAUCUCUGAUUAGUAUAGCUUCUGACAUUAAACCAUAUUUUACCAUGGAACAGAGAGAGUUGCUGGAAACUAUUAUUGAAAAGAAGUCUGAAUGAUAAUGCAAAGCAGAUGUUUCUCUUAUUGUAAUAAAUAAUAAUGUUGCAUAAGAUCUUAUAAUUUGCAACUACUACUUUGAUUCUUUAAAGUAUUGUUUAUUGUUGUUUUUCAUAUACUA